AAAAAGUUUCUUCGCCUGCAUUUAGAACAUUCAAGGUACAUGACAUUAACAGAGAAACACGUUUUCGCAUUCGUUGUAUUAUAUUUCUUUCGUUUAUGACUUUCUUUCGCCAGCUCUCUCGAUAUAUAAGUCCUUAUGCAUUUUGAAUUUGAAUGGUGCGUAAAGUAGAAAACCCCGUCAUAUUACUUUGGUGUCGAUCUUUUCACAACAUAGAUUACUAUUCAUUCUAUUCAACGAAUCGAUCAUGCUUACGUUCGUUUUUUAAUCGAUGGUACAUGCGUGGGCUGAAGACAUAAUACCAGGGUCUUCGCUUUGAGGCCAAAUAUGUAUACUGAAAAUGCCGAACACAGAUACCACAACGUCAUGAUCGCAGCAGACACAACGUACUUUUAGUCGCAGCCAACUCGGCGGCGGAGACUGACGCCAAGUGCUGAAUGCAUUACAUCAUUAAGUGCUUUAGUAUGGCAUGAUGCCAGCACUUGGUUGAUAGUUAUGGUUGACAUUAAUACCUCACAUAGCGGCAUCAUGAUAUUUCGCGUCUCAUACCCCGAAACGCCUCUGCGACGGACUUCACCGAUGCGAACUUUGAUUAUCUAGAAGAACCUUGUGCGCUGGCUUCAACUUGUCGGCCUUUUUUCAUCAUACAUUGGUGUGUGUUCUUGCAAUCAUCAGUGUUCACUCUGAUUUUGAGCUACCCGAAUUUGAAAAUCAUGACGUUGAAGCCACCUCCUUUGGUGAAUAAGACUGCGAGAAAUUCCAAGUGGGUGAGAAUUACCUUACUGCCUCGUUAUAGUAAUCUCACCGUUAACUGGAAGAUGUGGUUGGCUCAGCAAAUUUAUGAUGUUAAAUUUGUCACUUUUUAAAUGUACCACUGGCUGCUGCUAGAUACUUGACAGAUGUCAAUCCAAGAAAUAUUAGCAUGUUCGUUGCACGUCUUUGGUUCUUGCACGUGUGACAUUGAAGCUGACAUCGUAUCGCUUGACUAUUCUUCGAUACCGUGUUCAAACAUAGUGUCUGGGGGCGUAAAUUAGCGUAUAAAAUUGCGAGCGAUUAGGCUAUGAUAGUCACUUGAUGUGUACGCAUAGCUUUUUGGUAAAGUGGCUGUCGUAGCCGGUCAAGCCAUGGAGCCUCGGUGUACGAAUCCCCAUGCGAACUUAUCAUUUCAAGUAAAAUGCAGAAAUCCCUGAACUGCUGCUUCAUGAACUCACGGGGAAUAUCAACAAUUGCGCAUACCAUCCGGGCGAGAAGUCAUAACCAAUAUGGCUUCACAGAAAAAGCUAAAAAGCUUUACUCAUCACUAUCAGCUUGCAAAAUGCCACUUUGCCUUGUUUGGCAAAGCAUUGCUUCCAUUAGGUCACAGCUUAGCUGCAUCGUCGUAUCGCCCGAUAAGUGCAAUGAAUGUGAUGACAGAGCGUGACUAUGGGACUGCAGUUGCGUCUUGAUUCGUGAACUUGCCUCGACCACAC
This is a messenger RNA of Plasmopara halstedii, 1466 nucleotides long. RefSeq lists its product as uncharacterized. The record is from RefSeq and is a predicted model, not a curated record. NCBI's taxonomy places the organism in Eukaryota, Oomycota, Peronosporomycetes, Peronosporales, Peronosporaceae. The transcript has a single exon. Bases 1260 to 1442 code for a protein of 60 amino acids.